Ambispora gerdemannii is the source of this 1704-nucleotide messenger RNA. NCBI's taxonomy places the organism in Eukaryota, Fungi, Glomeromycota, Glomeromycetes, Archaeosporales, Ambisporaceae. The record is from the annotation of a GenBank genome assembly.
AUGACAACCACCACCACUUCCACUGGGGACGCUAUCGAAAGCUCUUCGGCGACAAUGAAUAUCGCUAACAUUGCACCUUUGGGCGCGACAAAGGGACGGCGCAAAACCACAAGAAAGAAGUUGUCUCAACAACAGAUAGCAGAAGUGGAGGAUAGGUCGAAAGAUCAAAUUCAAUAUCAACCACAUUCCGAUUCCACUAUUCCGGUAGAUAGGAACAGAUACUCAACCUCUCUUGAUCCGAGAGGAUAUAUUCCAGCUACGCAAGAAUCAUUGUCCCUUGCGUCUUCAACACCUUUAUUUAUCGUUUUCGAUAUUUAUGAAUACGACAUCAACGAACAGCCGAUAAUGUGGGAUCGCGAAACUGGAUACGUUCAUUUCACAGGAAUAUGGAAGGCCCUUGGAAAGAACAAGGCUGAUAUCGCGAAAUUGGUAGAAACCCACCCGGAUCUGGCAGCGACCAUCAAAAAGGUUCGUGGUGGGUUUUUGAAAAUUCAAGGAACUUGGAUGCCGUACGAUUCAGCAAAGGAACUUUCGCGUCGGACAUGCUUCCAAUUAAAGGAGCAGCUUGUACCGAUUUUUGGACCUCAUUUUCCGUCAGAAGUAUUAUCACCAACACAACCUGGCUUCGGAAUUCUUGCUCUCUCAGACGAAGCUGCACAGAAGAAGAGAAUUAGGCGAAAACCUAAAGAGACGACUUUAAAUAAUGCAGCGUUGAUGCCAGUGACAUCGAUUAACAUCGCCACAUCCAUCCCCACAACAAAAACAACAACUACCACUAGUACUACUUCUACUGGGUAUGCGGUUAAGCCCAAGCUGAAAAUUUUGUUCGGAAAACGUGAGAAAGAGGCGGAUAAUAUUCCCUUAAAUACAACAGAUCAACUUCAACCGAUGGCUGUAGACGAUAAUAACAGGUCAAACUACAUUAACCACUUUAAUCAUUCAUUGGGCACCGCUUUUGGUUUUGACAACUAUUCAGUUCAAAAUCAUCCUGAUCGAUCAGAAGUUCAAGGUAGAUCCUCGUCGACACAACGAUCAAAAAUCAGUAAUAUCCGUGCGCUCCUCAAUGAGGAACAAAUCGACCCUAUGUAUGAUCGAGAACAUCCAACUUUGAAUGAUUGGGACCUUUAUAUCAGAACUGAUGCUCAUUCCAAUAAACGAAGAUAUGAAGAUCGAAAUGAUUAUUGUAAAGAUGCAGAUUCAUCGGAUCAUAAAGGAGGAGUGCCACGCAAGCUCAUGAAAUUUUCAAUGGGGAUAAAUCAAUUGAUUAAUGAAGAUGGACCAUCGACUUUUCGUCAAGAUUUCGCGUAUCAAUACGAAAAUGGCACUUUUUUUACUAAUAAUAAUAUCGUAAUUAACGACGCUUAUCAAGACCAACUGUAUAGUUCACAAAUUAAUAAUUCCGAUGACAUGGUCGCGAUUUCAAGUGAUGAAUCCAGUUCUGAGAUGUCAUCAAGCAACAGUGUCAGAUUUGAACAUUAUAAUUCGCCGAUCCCAAUGACCCCAGUUCAUCCAAGCAAUGCCAAUCCACCAACACCAAUUUUUGAACGGGAUCUUUUAGAAAAAGUCGAAGCUGCCUCAAUCCUUCAAGGAUUGGCAAAUGAUCGAGGAUCUAGAUCAGUUGUUGCGUGGCCACGAACAUUCAUUUUUAACAAUCAAGAAUUUCAGUACAGCGGUUGUGGUUAUCGAGUUUUACGGUACUGGUGA